UCUUCAUGAUUUAUGAGACGAGGUUGGCGCCUGGUACAACAGCACUGAUGAGUUCUGUUUUUGCUUCUUUCUUUUAUUCAUGGAGUAGACCUAUGGAAAAGGGUCAUGAGUUCCCCCUCCGGCCGCAGGCGGCACUGUGACGUCAGCGCCGGCUGGUGACGCGGUCCCUCAGAAGAAGCCGCGGCCGCAGGAAGAAGAGCCAGUCUGGGAACAUGGCGCUGCUCGCGGAGGCUUCCACCGGGCAGCAGUUCGAGGAGUUUCUGAGCGCCGCGGGGAACCGGCUGGCCGUGGUCCACUUCCAGGCCGCCUGGGCGCCGCAGUGCGGACACAUGAACGAGGUGCUGGCGGAGCUGGCGCGCGAGACGCCGCAGGCCGCCUUCCUGCGGCUGGAGGCCGAGGCGCUGCCCGAGGUGUCGGAGCGCUACCAGGUCUCCUCCGUGCCCACCUUCGUCUUCUUCCGGGCCGGGCGGCCGGUGGACCGGCUGGACGGGGCGCACGCCCCGGAGCUCACCAAGAAGCUGCGGCGGCUGGCGGAGAGCGGCGGGGAGGCCCCCCCCGGGGCCCCCGGAGCCCCCGCGGCCCCCGCCCCGGACCUGGAGCAGCGGCUGAAGAAGCUGAUCCGCGCCGCGCCCGUCAUGCUCUUCAUGAAGGGGGCCCCGCAGGAGCCGCGCUGCGGCUUCAGCCGCCAGAUGGUGGCGCUGCUGCGGGAGAGCAACAUCCGGUUCAGCAGCUUUGACAUCCUGUCCGACGACGAGGUCCGCCAGGGCCUCAAGACCUUCUCCAACUGGCCCACCUACCCCCAGCUGUACGUCAACGGGGAGCUGGUGGGGGGGCUGGACAUCGUCAAGGAGCUGGCCCAGUCCGGGGAGCUGGAGUCCACCUGCAGCCAGACCCAGGACCAGGACCAGACCCAGACCCUGGAGCAACGGCUCAAGACCCUGGUGGCCCGCAGCCCCGUCAUGCUCUUCAUGAAGGGCAGCAGGGAGGGGGGGGCCCGCUGCGGCUUCAGCAGGCAGAUCCUGGACCUGCUCAACCGGACCGGGGUGGACUACGACACCUUCGACAUCCUGUCCGACGAGGAGGUCCGCCAGGGCCUCAAGACCUUCUCCAACUGGCCCACCUACCCCCAGCUCUACGUCAAGGGGGAGCUGGUGGGGGGGCUGGACAUCGUCAAGGAGCUGGAGGACAGCGGGGACCUCGUCUCCGUCCUGAGGGGGGAGUCGUAGGAGGGGGAGCACCUGGUCUCAGUCCUGAGGGGGCCUGGUCUCCUGUGGGGAGAGAAGUGAGGGAACCCGAAGGAGACCAGCAGGACCAACUGGUCCCCCUCCAGCCUGUGACGAGACACUGCAGGGUUCUCCAGGAC
Messenger RNA from Salarias fasciatus (jewelled blenny), 1363 nucleotides. Its product is annotated as glutaredoxin 3-like. Gene Ontology annotation, biological process: intracellular iron ion homeostasis. Gene Ontology annotation, cellular component: nucleus; cytosol. The record is from RefSeq and is a predicted model, not a curated record. Lineage: Eukaryota; Metazoa; Chordata; Actinopteri; Blenniiformes; Blenniidae.